Racocetra fulgida is the source of this 1512-nucleotide messenger RNA. Lineage: Eukaryota; Fungi; Glomeromycota; Glomeromycetes; Diversisporales; Gigasporaceae. The record is from the annotation of a GenBank genome assembly.
AUGAAAAAAUUAGUGUCACAUAUUCUUACUGGGACGGUACUGGUCAUCGAAAAACUGUAUCUUGUAAGAAAGGCGAUUCUAUCGCAAGUUUUUUAGAAAAAUGUCGGCAGCAAUUUCAUGAGUUGCGCGGAGUUAGCGUUGAUAACCUGAUUUAUGUUAAGGAAGAUUUAAUUAUUCCACAUCAUUACACAUUCUAUGAUUUCAUCAUCAAUAAAGCAAGAGGGAAAUCUGGUCCUUUGUUUAGUUUUGAUGUUCAUGAUGACGUUCGUUUAACACAUGAUGCUACAGUCGAAAAAGAUGAGAUUUCGUCAGGAUUUCAUCAUUCUCCAGGGGUGUCGUCAUUACGUAAAAUAAUUUCGGUUAAUAACUAUACUCGAACUUAUGCUACCGAGGCGACAAAAUUUCAACGAGUUAAACCCCAUGUAAAUAUCGGUACAAUUGGUCACGUUGAUCAUGGAAAAACAACAUUAACUGCCGCAAUCACUAAAUGUUUGGCAUCAAAAGGAAAAGCAAAAUUUAAAGAUUAUGGUGAAAUUGAUAAAGCACCUGAAGAAAAAGCUCGAGGUAUUACUAUCGCUACAGCUCAUGUAGAAUAUGAAACUGAUUCAAGACAUUACGCUCAUAUCGAUUGUCCUGGUCACGCUGAUUAUAUUAAAAACAUGAUUACCGGUGCUGCUCAGAUGGAUGGUGCGAUCAUCGUUGUGUCAGCUACAGAUGGUCAAAUGCCUCAAACACGUGAACAUUUACUUCUCGCUAGACAAGUUGGUGUAUCUAAUCUUGUAGUAUUUGUCAAUAAAAUUGAUGCAGUUGAUGAUAAAGAAAUGCUAGAACUAGUUGAGAUGGAAAUGAGAGAUUUAUUAACUCAAUAUGGUUUUAAUGGUGAAGAAACUCCUAUAAUAAUGGGUUCUGCUCUUGCUGCUCUUGAAGGUCGUGAUCCUGAAAUUGGUGAAAAAGCUAUAGAAAAAUUAAUGGAUUCUGUUGAUAAACAUAUUCCUACUCCUAUAAGAGAUUUAGAUAAACCAUUCUUGAUAGUGGAAAGGGGUACCGUCUCAAAAGGUUCUGAAAUUGAAAUAGUUGGUAUGGGACAAACAGUAAAAACCACAUUGACCGGUAUAGAAAUGUUCCACAAAGAACUUGAUAAAGGAAUGGCUGGUGACAAUAUGGGAGCUUUAUUACGUGGUAUUAAACGAGAACAAAUUCGACGAGGACAAGUUCUUGCCGCACCUGGAACUGUUAAAUCUUAUAGGAAAUUCUCAGCACAAGUUUACGUUCUUACAAAAGAAGAAGGUGGAAGACAUACACCAUUCAUGCAGAAUUAUAGACCACAGAUGUAUUUUCGAACAUCUGAUGUAACUGUUACAUUGACGUAUCCACCUGGUACCGAAAAUCCGGAUGAAAAAUUUGUUAUGCCAGGUGAUAACAUUACACUUGAAUGUGAACUUGUGCAUGAUAUGGCUGUUGAACCUGGUAUGAGAUUUACUAUUCGAGAAGGUGGUAAAACUGUCGGAACUG